Messenger RNA from Paramecium sonneborni, 532 nucleotides. Lineage: Eukaryota; Ciliophora; Oligohymenophorea; Peniculida; Parameciidae. The record is from the annotation of a GenBank genome assembly.
AUGGAAUAAACUUUAUUCAUCUCAUAAUAAGAAAUAGAACAAGUGACUAAAUAAAAAACUAUUAACAUUAAUCUUGGUGUUCUAGGACAUAUAGAUUCUAGUAUGACUUCUUUGGUUAAAAUAUUGUCGAAAGUUAUUCAAAUUAUUUAGGAUUGUAAUCGGAAAAACCACUAAUUGCAUCCAAAUUAAAUACAAAUUUAGAAGCAAAAAUAUGUAGAGUUAGCUUUUAUGGAAAUAUUUUACAUUCUUACACCAGAAUAUUUAGAAAGAAGACUAAAAAUGGAAAUUUAAAAAUGGUGAUUGACAAUUAUACUUUGCUUACUAAAGAUUUAUUUAAAAAAGAAACUAAAAUAGAUAUUUAUAUAGGAAAGAUUAUUAUAAUUAAAUAAGGGAAAUUUAAGGGAAAAUUGAUAGUGCAUUUAUUUGGAAAAACGUGAAAGUGAAAGUGUUUAUUGAGUCAGGAAUUAAUUAGGAUAUGAAAAAUGAUGAUGAUGUAGUUAAGAUUUAUAAAAAAUAUUUAUUUCAUAAAUGA